Molecule: messenger RNA, 7005 nt
Organism: Archocentrus centrarchus (flier cichlid)
Lineage: Eukaryota; Metazoa; Chordata; Actinopteri; Cichliformes; Cichlidae
Gene: atp11b
Product: ATPase phospholipid transporting 11B
Exons: 30
Coding region: 326-3817 (1163 amino acids)
Biological process (GO): phospholipid translocation
Cellular component (GO): plasma membrane; endoplasmic reticulum; recycling endosome
Molecular function (GO): ATP binding; ATP hydrolysis activity; magnesium ion binding
Source: RefSeq, a predicted model, not a curated record
UGCUGGCAGAGGGAAAGUGAUCGUGGCAGAGCAGAGAUGUAGAAGCGCUGCUCGCUGGGACUCCGUGGCCAGCCGUCUGUCACUUUUUUUUUUAAAAAAAAAGAAAAAAGAAAAAAAAGAGAAUUUUUGCCUGACAUUACCGGGGAAUGGGAAAGAUUGGAUGCAUCUUUUUGUACAGUUGCGCCGUAUGAACGUGUCGCGUAAUGCGACCGAAGGUUUGCCUCUCGGGGGAAAUAUUUAUGUUUCGGGACGGUUUUGUUGGAGUAGCUAGUUGCUAGCGCUGGGCUAGCGACUGCGCUGGCUACUUGGACGGUAUUCUACAAGGAUGCUUCGGUGGAUACGACAGCAGCUGGGCUUUGACCCUCCUCAUCAGAGUGAUACCAGGACAGUGUAUGUAGCAAACCGUUUCCCUGAGCAUGGCCACUACGUACCACAACGCUUUGCUGACAACAGAAUCAUCUCAUCCAAGUAUACAAUUUGGAAUUUUGUCCCCAAGAAUCUGUUUGAGCAGUUCAGAAGGAUAGCAAACUUCUACUUCCUCAUUAUCUUCCUUGUACAGUUAAUGAUAGACACACCAACUUCCCCAGUAACCAGCGGUCUGCCUCUCUUCUUUGUGAUCACAGUAACUGCCAUAAAACAGGGCUAUGAGGAUUGGCUGAGACACAAAGCCGACAAUGAGGUGAAUGGGGCUCCAGUGUUUGUGGUUCGCAGUGGAAGUCUGGUCCAGACGAGAUCCAAGAAUAUCAGGGUGGGAGACAUAGUUCGAGUGGCUAAAGAUGAAACGUUCCCAGCUGACCUGGUGUUACUGUCGUCAGAUCGUCCAGAUGGCACCUGUCACGUUACCACAGCCAGUCUUGAUGGAGAGACCAACCUUAAGACCCAUUACUCUGUGCCAGAGACAUCCGUCUGUCAGUCAGUCUCCCAGCUGGAGGCUUUGCAGGCUGUGGUGGAGUGUCAGCAACCAGAAGCUGACCUGUACAGAUUUGUUGGUCGUAUGAUGGUGACUCAGCAUGGGGAGGAGAUAGUUAGACCACUAGGUCCAGAGAAUUUGCUGCUUCGAGGGGCCAGGUUGAAAAACACCAAAGAAAUUUUUGGCGUGGCUGUUUAUACAGGCAUGGAGUCCAAGAUGGCACUCAACUAUAAAUGCAAGUCCCAGAAACGCUCUGCUGUAGAGAAGUCCAUGAAUACCUUCCUAAUCAUCUACCUGAUAAUCCUGCUGUCCGAGGCGAUUCUCAGCACCAUCCUAAAGUAUGCCUGGCAGGCUGAGGACAAAUGGGACGAACCUUUCUACAACCAAAAGACAGAAGCAGAGAGAAACAGCAGUCCGAUCUUGAAGUUCAUCUCAGACUUUUUGGCUUUUCUGGUCCUCUAUAACUUCAUCAUCCCCAUCUCACUCUACGUUACGGUGGAGAUGCAAAAGUUCCUGGGCUCCUUUUUUAUUGGCUGGGAUUUGGACCUUUACCAUGAGGAAAGUGACCAGAAAGCUCAGGUCAAUACCUCUGACCUCAAUGAGGAGUUGGGACAGGUGGAAUAUGUGUUUACUGAUAAGACGGGUACACUAACAGAGAACGAAAUGCAGUUCCGUGAGUGUUCAAUUAAUGGAACCAAGUACCGGGAAGUUAAUGGCAAACUGGUACCUGAGGGAAUGACAGACGAGUCACCAGAUGGUUCUACACCUCCCCUGACGGGUGAAGAACUGUUAUUUCUCAAGGCAGUGUCACUAUGUCACACAGUUCAGAUCAGUUAUGACCAGUCAGACUGCCUGGUUGGGGGAGGAGACCCAUUCUCCCAUGUGAAUGGGUUCUCUUCCAAUCACAUGGAGUACUACGCCUCUUCACCAGAUGAGAAAGCUUUAGUAGAGGCAACAAAAAGGAUUGGAGUGGCCUUCACUGGCAGCAAUGGAGAUACGAUGGAAAUCAAAACAUUUGGCAAGUCUGAAAAGUAUAAACUCCUCCAUGUAUUAGAGUUUGAUCCUAACCGCAGGAGGAUGAGUGUCAUACUACAAACUCCCUCAGGAGGUAAAGUGCUGUUCACCAAGGGUGCAGAGUCUGCCAUUUUGCCUUUCACGACUAGUGGUGAGAUUGAAAAGACGAGACUGCACGUUGAUGAAUUUGCCUUGAAAGGUUUGCGGACCCUGGUGGUAGCAUGCCGCCAUUUCAGUCCGGAGGAGUACAUCAAUGUGGACAGGCAACUAAACAGUGCCCGCACCGCGCUGCAGCAGAGGGAGGAGAGACUGCAGGAAGCCUUCAACUACAUUGAGAGAGACUUGCAGCUCCUGGGAGCAACCGGAGUAGAGGACAAACUUCAAGACAAGGUCCAGGAAACCAUUGAGGCUUUGCGGCUAGCAGGAAUCAAAGUAUGGGUGUUGACGGGGGACAAACAUGAGACGGCAGUCAGUGUAAGCCUGUCAUGUGGCCACUUCCACAGAACCAUGAACAUCUUGGAGCUCCUACAACAGCACUCUGAUAAUGAGUGUGCUGAGCAGCUCCGCAGACUGGCUAGAAGGUUAAAGGAAGAUCACGUCAUACAGCAUGGGCUGGUUGUAGAUGGAGCCAGUCUGUCUUUAGCAUUGAGGGAACAUGAGAAGCUCUUUAUGGAAGUGUGUAAAAACUGUUCAGCUGUGCUGUGUUGUCGCAUGGCCCCACUGCAGAAAGCUAAGGUGGUGCGUCUUUUAAAGACAUCUCCAGAAAAACCCAUCACCUUAGCCAUUGGGGAUGGAGCCAAUGAUGUCAGUAUGAUACAGGAAGCCCAUGUGGGCAUAGGUAUCAUGGGGAAGGAGGGUCGUCAGGCUGUGAGAAAUAGCGACUAUGCAAUUGCCAGGUUCAAGUUCCUGGCCAAACUCCUGCUGGUCCAUGGGCACUUCUACUACAUUCGAAUAGCUACGCUUGUACAGUACUUUUUCUACAAGAAUGUGUGUUUUAUCACGCCCCAGUUUUUAUACCAGUUCUUCUGUUUGUUUUCACAACAAACUCUGUACGACAGUGUUUAUCUGACACUGUACAACAUCUGCUUCACCUCGCUGCCCAUCCUUGUGUACAGUCUGUUUGAACAGCUGGUCCAUCCGCAUGUAUUGCAGAACAAACCUGGGUUGUACAGGGAUAUUAGCAAGAACUCUCUGCUGUCUUUCCGGACCUUUUUGUACUGGACUGUGUUGGGUUUCUGUCACGCCUUUGUUUUCUUCUUUGGAUCCUACAUUCUGAUGGGAGAGGACACCACGCUUAUGGGCAAUGGACAGAUGUUUGGGAACUGGACUUUUGGAACCCUAGUCUUUACUGUCAUGGUCAUCACUGUCACAUUAAAGCUCGCGUUAGAGACUCAUUUUUGGACGUGGAUGAACCAUUUUGUGACAUGGGGCUCAAUUGCCUUCUAUUUCAUCUUCUCGCUCUUCUAUGGAGGCAUCAUCUGGCCAUUCCUGCACACCCAGGACAUGUACUUCGUCUUUGUGCAGCUGCUGUCCAGCGGUUCGGCAUGGUUUGCCAUUAUCAUCAUCAUCAUAACUUGCCUCUUUCCGGAUGUGGUGAAGAAGGUCUUUUACAGACACCUGCAGCCUACCAGCACACAGAAGAGUCAGUCUCUAUCAGCCUCCCAGGCGCAGAACCUCAGCUGCGUGGAAUCCCUGUGCUGCUACCAACAUGGGCAGAGCGGCUGUUCCCGCCUGGCCCGCCUCCUGGAGCAAAUGACUGGACACUGCAAGGCCAGCGCCAACAAUUGCCACCCAUCCAGCCGCAGCAACAGGUCUUGGAGCGACACAGAGAACUUGUACUCCAACGAUCGCAGCAUCCUGACGCUGUCGCCCAUCGAGGCCACCCACUGCUGACUCCCAGAGCCACUGACUGUAGCACAGGGAGCUGGGGGAGAGCCACCACUCCAUUAUGAGUCAUAAUCACACCCCCGCAACCUCAGCCACCAUUAUAGAAACAACUUCAUUUUAAACUCAAUUAAUUCUCAGCAGGAUGCACCGCAGCUACAAAUGGGAUAAGGAUCCAAAGAACUCAUUUGAGUCGCUGCUGAGAGGAACAUCAGAUGGGAGCGGAAACACUGAAGGAAAUGGAAUGUGGUGUGAGCCAUCCAUGGAGCUACAUUUAUGUUGGAAGAUCCAGUUUGUGUCUGAGCUGUAAACUAGAAAACCUCCUCCAUAAAUUCACUGUUUUUAGGAACAUGAACAAUGAAAAACAGACCUCGAAGUUUGAGCAGAAGCAAAAUGGAGAUUCCUGACUGACUACACUUUUUGUUGCAAGUCUUAGUUAAUGCCAGGCAUCGUUCAAAGCAUUGCAGCGAAUGUUUGGCAAGUCAACAGCAAACCAGGAUCAUCCACGUAGCACCGAGUCUGAAGCUCGCCAAAAUCGGGCUGCAUUAUGAGGUGGCUCUACAUCCCGAUGUUUCCAUGAACUGCUACAAAAACAUCUAAUUCAGACUGAUGGUCCGACCACCCGCAGUCCUGUAGCAUCCAGAAAAUGAAGCUUCAUCUCUACCAUGGUACCAAAGACCAAAGGAUUCCGACUGGAGUUUAAAAGGAAAAGUGUUUAUUUUUUUGUGCCUGACUGUACAGAAGCUUAUAUUGUUAAAGGAGACUUGCUGUUGUCCGUGCUGCUUUGUCGUCUGUUCAGGCCUCUGUGUCGCCCGGUGCAUCGCUCUAAAAGAGGCCCGAUGUUUUAAAAAGCCAUACAUUUUGAGAUAACUGGAGGUACUGCAAACCGACGCUGUUUGAGCUGCUUGCUAAAUUUGUUCCCCUUGAAUGCCUUUUCUCGACCAGCCAGAUGACCAAAAGCAUCUCAGCAUUAAAGCCUACAAUGGUCUGGCAGUAUUUUAAGGCAAAUGGAUGUAGACUCAUCCAUAUCAGUUGCCUGAAAAUAAGUCCAAUUUGAUGCUCUUUCAGUGAGGCUGUGAUGAUGAGAUGCUUUUCCACAUCAUGGCUGAUGCACGUCGAACCAGACAGCAGAAUGUGUCUAAGUUCAGAUAUAGUUCACUUUUGAGGACAGAAGAAAGGAAAAGCAGAGCAUUUGCACAAAUCGCAUAUCAAAAAUUUAUUUUGUUGGUUUUAUGUUUUUGGGAAAAGUCAUUGUCACCCUUCAUCUCUGAAAUCAUUCGAAUCACAUUUUUUUUGCUGUUACAUUGGGGUUUUUUUUUUUGCUUCCACCUGCUGUUGGAAGUGUGUGUGUGUGUGUGUGUGUGUGUGUUUGUUUUUCUCUGUGGGUUGAAGGAGGUACAGUACGUCAUAUAGCUGUUGUACACACUUGAACAGUCUCAGCAGCCACUUGCUGGCUGCAGGUCAGAUCUGUUUGAUGUUCGGUUCACCCAAAAAGGAAAACAAAAAGCUGCAAUGAGGAGAAUGUUUCGAGUUUUUGUUUUUUCAGGAAAAUCAAGUCCGGGUGGUCUCUGACAGAGAUGUGCUAUUUGGGUACGGCACGCUUUGUUUCUUUCUGUUCACACAGAUGCGACUGACAGUGGGAGUGUCUGUCUGUUGUUAUCGCCGCACUUUUACUCUGUUAAACGUUUCUAACAUAUCAGUGUCUGUGCAAGCCGGAUGUUGGUGUGAUAUCAGAUACUUAAAAGGGCCAAAAGGAUGUUUCAGUUAGAUUGCCAUCACACUGCGCACUCCUCCAUAUUUACACAGGAAAUGACCUCAUAUCUGCUAAUAAAAUAUCUACCUUGAUGCACCCCUGAGUUCUACAUGGAUAAAGGAAACUAUAACUUCUUGCAGUUUUAUAUUAGUAUUCAUUAGACUAUGAAGUUUAUCUGUCAGAGGUCUGUCAACACAGUUGUAGUAUUCCAUUGCGUGUGUUGUGUUAAUCUUGAUUUUGAUAUAACAGAAAACUUGUCAUGAUCUCUGAGCGUGGAGCUAGAAAGAUGAUUGUAACAGGGAGGACAAGAUGCAAGUACGUUGCAUUAUGGGAAAUGUAGGAGCCACUUGAAGUCAGGAUAUCCCUGCCUCUGUGGUGUUUAACUGUGACUCAUCUGUGGCUAGUUUUUAGACUCAAAUUUAUGUGGCUGUUGAAUCCAGCACUACCCCUUUAACACCUUUUUAAAAAGAAACUGAAAGAUCCUGAACCUGAUUUUUAAAGAGGCUGCAGCCCAGCACAGUGCAGCUCAGCGGCAUCUUUUCUUGGACCCUCCACAUCUUUCCAGCUCCACAGCACUUCCUUUAUGACAUGUGUUCAGUUCAAGCUGAAGGCUCACAUUCCCCCUCCCCCAAAUCUCAUGUCAAUACAAUACCUCAGUGGGGGGAUCUCAGUCAGUGUGUAUCAGAACUUGCAAAAUCUUUCAGUGCACAUACUGGCACAUGACUGUUUUAAGACAGACAUGAACAGAGUGUGAACCUGCUGCCGCCUCUAAUGUCGGGAAAACCAUUGAAGCUGCUUUGCAUACAGCGAGCUGAGCCGGCCAUGUGGUUCAUUUUGUUCAAGUUGCACCUGCACAUUCCUGUGAAGCAAUAAUAGUCAUUGUCACGAUGUGACUCUGCUAAAAGGUCAGGUGAUGUCAUCAUUGACAUCGUGUUUUCCUCUGACACCACAUCGACCCAGAUAACAGAGCGACCACUGAGCUCGGUGUUUGUUAGCGUUUUGGGGGCACCGGCACUGCUGAGUUUGUGAGAUAUUUCAGAGCAGAUGGCAGACGAAGAAAGAGGAGUCCUUCCUGACCAAAGGCAAGUGAUACAGGGCCCAAAACACCUGCAGUGUUAGUGCAGUUCUGAUGCCCCCUUGUGUUCAAUGUGGAGACCAAUCGUAUCCCAAAAAGACAAAAUAAUACAAACACCCUGUCACAUGUUAUAGGUAGCAGUUACCUGAUGCAAAAAUAGCCUCUUUUCAAACUAAGAAAGGUAAUUACAUAACUGGCUCCAUUUGACUAAAACAAAAAAUAUAUAUAUAAUGGCUAGAAAGUUACACUCCAUACUCAAACAACCAUCACCCAGGAAAAUCACUUUUCAGCUAAUGUAAUUCACUCUGACGUGUGGGACCAAAGUGAUCUUUAUCACAGCUGUUCUCCCCCCCCCCCCCCCCCCCCCCC